Molecule: messenger RNA, 1145 nt
Organism: Ipomoea triloba (trilobed morning glory)
Lineage: Eukaryota; Viridiplantae; Streptophyta; Magnoliopsida; Solanales; Convolvulaceae
Product: transcription factor bHLH96-like
Exons: 3
Coding region: 186-962 (258 amino acids)
Biological process (GO): regulation of transcription by RNA polymerase II
Molecular function (GO): DNA-binding transcription factor activity, RNA polymerase II-specific; RNA polymerase II cis-regulatory region sequence-specific DNA binding; protein dimerization activity
Source: RefSeq, a predicted model, not a curated record
CAUGUCCCACCAAAUAAUUUGCACCGUCGGAAUUGAACAGCUUUAAAACCUGAGACAAUUCACCCCAACGACACAAGCAAAUUAAAUUAAAUUAAAAAGCUAGCCCAGCCCAGCCCGCCUAGAUUAUUAUAUUAUAUUCAUAGCCUGCAGGAAAAAUAAAGAGAGAGAUCAGUGAUUCAGUGUUAAUGGAGCUUGAAGCUAUGGCGCUCUACAAAGUCCCCAAAGUGAGCUGGACUAGUAGUAGUUGUGACUUUGUUGCUAAUAAUAACCAAUUCCCGCUCCAGUUUCAAUGCCCAAAUUUCCCAGAAUUUGAAGCCUGCAGCUAUUAUCCACCAACUCAUCAGCAAUGGCUUCCAAACUCUUCUCCUGCCGACCACGUUGUUGUUGCAGAAGAAGAAGACGACGAGGUUUCUGGUCCGAGACGACAGCACCGGAGAAGCAACGCUCAAACUAACCGCCGCCAACAGAUCAAUCACAAUCUUUCUUAUCUCCACAGCCUCUUACCAGAAUCUUAUAUCCAAAAGGGUGAUGAAGCAUCAAUCCUAGGUGGAGCAAUAAACUAUGUGAAAGAGCUAGAAGAAGAGCUGCAAGUCCUGUGUGCCAAGAAUAGCACUACAAAUCUUCUUGAAGAUGUGGGUACUGGUGCAAGUGAUGGUUGCCGUGGAUAUCAAUUGUCAACGCCAUCUGGCGAUCACAUACAAGUCACAAUGGCUGGCGAAAACCAUGUUGACCUUAAGCUACACUCCAAAUGGCGACCAAAGCUGCUGCCCAGAUUCAUGUCUCAGAUUGAAAGCCUCAUGCUAACUGUCCUUCACUUCAACCUAUCAAGGGCUGAUCAAUUUGUUCUAUGCUCUCUUAGCCUCAAGGUGGAAGAUGGCUCCAAGUACACCUCUGUGAAGAGAAUUGCAACUGUUGUGAAUCGGAUUAUGGCUCGGAUUCAAGAAGAGGAUGGGAGAGUUUAGUAACUUUUUUUUUUCUACGCAAGAAAGUCUUGUUAUUUCAAUAUUAAUGCGAUUAGGAGAUUAAUUGAACAAAGUAUUAUUUUCGCAACAAACUAGGUUUGUGUCCGUCAUUGCUCUGAAUUUGGAUUUUGUUAGUUUGAUAUUGUUUGUAAUAAAUUAACUAGUGUUUUACCCUUGCAUGAA